UACUAAGUUCGCUGAUCAAUCCGCAAGAGAAAGAGAGGUUGUGAACGAUCGUGUUGGAAAGGGAUGGACGUCAAGAAAAGCUAUGAAGUGGAUGACGUUAACCUUGUAACCUCAUAACCUCGUAUUCAACUUAGAUUGCGAAAUCUUGGUGGAAACAAGCAAACAAUAAACGGAGGAGCAAUAAUGCCACCCUGCGGCAAAUCAUCCUGUUGACAUUUGUUACAUCUAGAAGACUAACCGAGCAGAGUCAUGAAAAGAGCACCGUGGACAACGUGCUUGCUGGUGGGGUUCCUCCUGCCGGCCUGCCAACCGAAUCCGCAUAAGGGUAGACAUCAUCCUCAAGAAUCUCACGCGGAACCUUUCCAUAUGUCCAGAGAUACGUUUGAUCCUCACCGAGAUUCUGAAGAAUUUAGAAGAGAAACUCCAGAAGAAAAACGGGAAUUUUCAAGGAGGGACUCAACAGAUGAUCCUUUAGUAAUUCAAACUAAAAAGGGUAAAAUUCGAGGAAUGACAGUAACAGCAGCAACGGGAAAACCCGUAGAUGCGUGGUUAGGGAUACCAUACGCCCAAAAACCAUUAGCAAACCUAAGAUUUCGUCAUCCAAGACCAAUUGAAAAAUGGGAUAACAUUAUGAACACUACGUCAUUGCCGAAUUCUUGUAUGCAAAUAAUCGAUACUGUUUUCGGAGACUUUCCCGGUGCAACCAUGUGGAAUCCUAACACACCAAGAAGUGAAGAUUGCUUAUAUAUCAAUGUGGUGGUCCCUAAACCUCGACCAACAAAUGCAGCUGUGUUAUUAUGGAUUUUCGGGGGAGGUUUUUAUUCGGGAACGAGUACUUUAGAGGUUUAUGAUCAUAAUAUUAUGGUUGCCGAAGAAAAUAUUAUUUUAGUUACGAUACAAUAUCGGGUGGCUUCCUUAGGAUUUUUAUAUUUUGGUACUGCUGAUGUUCCGGGAAAUGCCGGAAUGUUCGAUCAAUUAAUGGCAAUUCAAUGGGUGCACGAUAAUAUAGCGUUAUUUGGAGGAAAUCCGAAUAAUAUUACCUUAUUCGGUGAAUCCGCCGGUGCCGUAUCGGUGUCUUUACACCUUCUCUCGCCGUUAUCACGAAAUUUAUUCUCCCAAGCGAUAAUGCAAUCGGGUAGUGCGACAGCUCCCUGGGCAAUCAUAUCGAGAGAAGAAAGUAUCUUAAGAGGGUUGAGAUUAGCCGAAGCUGUAAACUGUCCAAGUGAUAGAUCCGAUUUGCAAGCGGUAAUUGAGUGCUUAAGAAAGAAAGAUUCAGCGCUUUUGGUUGAUAACGAAUGGGGCACUUUGGGAAUAUGCGAAUUUCCUUUCGUACCCGUUAUAGAUGGCGCUUUCUUAGAUGAACACCCGGUUAAAGCUAUGUUGAAUAAAAAUUUUAAGAAAACAAAUAUCUUAAUGGGAUCUAAUACAGAAGAAGGUUACUAUUUUAUUUUAUAUUAUCUAACCGAAUUAAUUCGUAAAGAAGAAAAUGUCUAUGUUAGCCGACAAGAAUUUAUACGAGCUGUUGCUGAAUUAAACCCAUAUUUUAAUCCAAUAGCUCGACAAGCAAUCGUUUUUGAAUACACCGAUUGGUUAAAUCCUGAUGACACCAUUAGCAAUCGAGAUGCACUCGACAAAAUGGUAGGUGAUUACCAAUUUACAUGCAACGUAAACGAGUUUGCAUACAGAUAUGCAGAAACCGGUAACAACGUUUAUAUGUACUACUAUAAGCAUAGAACGGUGAAUAAUCCUUGGCCAUCAUGGACGGGAGUUAUGCACGCGGACGAAAUCAAUUAUGUCUUCGGCGAACCAUUAAAUCCAACAAAAAUUUAUACGGCACAAGAAGUCGAUUUAAGUAAAAGAAUUAUGAGGUAUUGGGCAAAUUUUGCUAAAACCGGAAACCCUAGUUUAUCACCAAACGGAGUUUGGACACCGACUUUUUGGCCAACCCACACCAUUUCUGGCAGGGAAUAUCUUACGUUGGACGUUAACUCAACGGCAACCGGUCGAGGACCAAGAUUAAAACAAUGCGCGUUUUGGAAGAAAUAUCUACCUCAACUGACGCAAUCAACAGCUGAACUACAAAAAGAAUACAGCCCAAAAAAUUGCACAAACGAAGCAAAUGUGCUUAAAUCGAAUAUCAUCAUCAUCGGUGUCCCAGUCAUCUUUCUGCUGACAUCAAUAAAAAAUUCAUUCGGAAUCUAAUUUUCGAAUAAUUUAAGAAGAAAAAUUGGAGAUAACCACGAUGUAAAAUCGAUGUAUUGAAGAUAUGUAUGUAAAAAUGAUGGAUGAAAAUUGAUUAAAUACAAAAUGUAGUGAAAAGCGAUCGAUUUUCGCCACCAUAUUGGUGGUGACGAGCUCUAAAGUAGAAAAAUGAUUUUCAAAAGAAUCCUCCGAGCAGUUCAAAAUGUAAUCCCGCGCUUUUUUAAUGAAGAAUAAAAAUAUCAAUAGUACCACGUAAGAAAAAUGUAAAAGCUACAGUAGGGCUGGAAACAAAAAUUACCCAAAUAUUAAAAAAAUUACCUGAGGUAACUGCAAUGCGAUUUUGGAAUUGUAAAAUCGCUGCGAAAUCUAAUACUCAAUGAAAAAAUAAAAAAAAAACUAUUUUUCCGCUACAAAGAAGGUGAGACGGGAUAAAUUAAAUUAAAAAAAAAAUGUGUGUAAGAAAAUUGGACCAAACCAGUCCGGUGUGAAAAAAAAAUUUAUGUAAUUUUUAAUAAGUAAAUGUGCUAUAGGCCUAAAUUAAAUGUAGUAGUAGUUGCCAAAAGAAUAAGUAAAAUAAAACUUAAUAAAACAUAAGGAGAUAAAACUGUACAGUCACCUACCGGUUAGUUUAUAAAUAUUCACUAAUUAAUUGUCAAUUAAUAAAAAAAAAUGGUCGAAAAUAAACCUUAAAAACACAAAACUUUAUUUACAUAUCAAGAACAAGAAUCGAAACCGAAAGGUGACUGAAAAAAAAAACGAUACAGUUAGUGUACAUUUCAAAUCGAUGAGAUAAAAAUUAAUUUCAAAAACGAACCCCAAAAAGAAAUAUUCUUUUACGAAUAAAAAUCGAUUUGAUUAUUAAUAUAAUUAUUAAUGUAAUUGUGACAGAUAAAAUGAAACAAAAUGUUAACUAGCUCAGCUAUUUACUUAAAUCUUUGCUGCCUUACUCACGUGUAAAACAAUUAUUAGUGGAGACUCUAUCUCUAUCUCUCUCUCUAUCUAUCACUGAUGAAUCUAGCUGAAUAAUGGGGAGUAAUAAAAAGUGUAAAAUUUAGAAUGAAACCAGGAGAUUAAUUAAAAAAAAUAUAUUAAUUUGAAUCUAGUGCCUCCGCAAAUUAGACUCAAAUAAUAGCGAGUAGCGCACAAACAGCACAAUAAACGAUGCGAAGGAGAAAAUAAAUAGAGUUAAUUAAAUAACAAAUCGUAAUACCUAAUUGUAACCCCAAAAAUGAUUAUUGUUAGAUUAUUAUCUUUCAAGUAUAAUUCAGCUAACAAACUAUAACUUCAUCGCAAUCAAUUUAUUUUCUUCCAUCAACAUUUAUUAAAUAAGAAAAACAUAUCUAAUUCAUACAGUGUGAUUCAAUAUUUAUAUAAUAUCUCAAAAACGGUUUAAGAUAACGAAAUCUUUUUUCAGUAAAAAACUAUUUAAUUUUAUGUGAUUUAUUUUUUAUUUUAUUUCGUUUCCACAAAUCAUUAUUCCACGUUCUAAACACAGAAAGUGUUUGGAUAGUUUACAUAAAUGUUUAGAAUUCCUUUGCUUUUUGUUCGACGCGCAAACUGCAUACCGCUUUGUUUUGUACGUCAAUUUAAAUUUGUUUUUUUAUUAACAAUAAAUAAUCACAGGUAAAAAGGUCAGAGGGAAAAUAGUGUAGGAAAAAUAAAAAUUAUGAACAGGCCCAGAAAAAAUAUGCUGAUAAAAGCUGAUUAUUAGAUAACAAGAAGGAAUAUGAAGAGAAGAAGCAAUAACAUGGCAACUUGCAUAAGAAAAUAACAUGCGCAGAAGAAAAAUAUCUUAGGCAGAAAGAUAACAUUAUUCCUAGAUAUAAAAUAUUUUGUACACAAGCUAAAUAGCUUAGUCAGAGGUAAAAUAAUGCGAGGGUAUCAGGAAUAGGCGGAGAAGCAAAAUAUGGCUAAAAGCUAAUCAUUAGAUAAAAAAUGGUAAUUUGCAAAAGAAAACAUCAUGCGCAGAAGCAAAACAUCAUAGACAGAAAGGUAUUUAAUCCCAGGCACAAAAUAUCUUGGACACAAAAAAAUGUCUUGCUCAGACAGAAAGAAUUGUGGUCGAAAUAAAUAUCAUGAAUACGCAUAGAAGAAAAUAUUAUGCCCAGAAGCAAAAUAUCACAUUAUGCCCAUAUUAUCAUGGUUGAAAACUUGAAAGCGAAACAUCAUGCUCAAAAGCCAGUAAAAAUUAAUAGCAUAAGCAGGUGUAGUAGAAAACAUUAUGCUCAGAAACAAAAUAUCAUCGUUAAAAGUAAAACAUUGAUACCAGAAACGGAAUAUCUUGCACAGAAUUAAAAAUACGUACUCAAUGUGAACUCAAUGUACUCAUAUGUACUCAAUGAAUGUAUUGUGUGAUAGUAACACAUCAUGAUUGAAGACCGGUAAUUGAAAAAGCGAAAUAUAAAAAGCAGAAGUAAUAUCGCGACAAUUUGCAGAAAAUAACAUCAUGCGCUAAAAGAAUAUUGUUGUCGUGAACAAAAUAUCUUAGGUUGAAUCAAAAAAUCAUACUAACAGAUUCUAUUCAAUAAAACAUUCGUACGCUGAAGCUAAAUGUCAUGGGUAAAAGCAUUUUAUUCCACACAGAAAUGAAACGGCAGGAGCAAAAGUAAUAUCAUGGCAACUUGUAGACGAAAUAUCAUGCAUAGCAGCGAAGUAUCAUAGCCAGUAAGAAAAAAUUGUUCCCAGUAACAAGAUAUUUUGGACAGAAAGACAAUAUCGUGCUAAAAGGAAAACAUUAGGAGUAAAAAAAUAUCAUGAAUACAUCCAGAAAUAUUAUAUCAUAGGCAGAAGGAAAAGCUUAGUUCGAGAAAUAAAUCAUCUUGUGUAGAAGGAAAAUACCCUGGUCAUAGGAAAAUAUUUAGCAUCUCAUGCGCAAUACUUAAAUAUUAUAUGCAGAAGGAUGGCAAUACUUCCAGAAACAAAAUAACUUGCGCAGAAGCUUGCGUAGUUAAAAUAUUAUGAACAAAGGAAAUUAUCAUGGGUAAAACCCAAUCAUUACAUGAAUAGAUGAAUUAUCAGGAACAGAUAUAAUACCAUAGCAAUUUGAAGAAGAGAACUUCAUGCGCAGAAGCAAAAUAUCAUUGGCAAUAUUAAAACAUUACUUAAUAAUAUGGAGGGCUGAAAAUAUGCACAGAAACAUAUUUAUUUUUAUUACGAUAAGUAAAAACAAUCCAUAUUAGGCACAAAUGCAUUGGGAAGCCGUUUAUGAUGACACAAAUGCCACUAACGAUGAUUUUGAUGUAUGAUGAAACUUGUGGUAAUCUGUUUUUGGCAUAUACUUCGCACCUCUGCUGGGUUGACAUCUACAUUUCAAUAAUACAAUUCGUUUUCAAAUCAAUUUUAUUUUUUGAGAAAUAUUUUUUACUGAAUCAAGAUUUCCAUCAUAGCGCUGGCAAACAUUUUUAGUAAGUGUAUGGUGUAUUCCGCGCAGAACUGUUGCGCAAAGUUUCUUUGGCAUGUUCAAACUUGUCGCGACAUGACUUUAAUACGUUUGGUAUAAAAUAUAUAUUUUUUAACUAACUCAAAAUUCUUAUGAAAUGAUUUUUGACUUAUUAUGAUACACUGUAUGAAAAACUGGAAUAUUUUUUAAAUUUUGAAAUAGAUAAGAUUGCUCAUUUGUCUUCCACUUAAAUACAAGUUCAUUUCAAAAAAAUAAUUAAUGUUAUAUCAAUUAAAUAAUUAAAAUAAAAUGUACCCAAUAUAACUCCAUAAAAACCGCUUUUCCAAAGAAUAAUAUUAAAUAUAUAAAUUUAAGUAAACACAUAAUCAUGAUAAGUUUAUUUUAUGAUCUUUUUUUCUAAAUUUUAAUGUUUACAUAUCCAAUCAAAACCGACUCAAUUCUGAGACGACACGAAUUUACAAGAACAAACAAAAAAUAAUACCUACUCCAAAAUAAAGAAAAAUCCUUCGCGAGUUAAUUAAGAUUUUCGGUUAAAAUGUAAGUAAGAAAAGAACCCAAAUGCAAAAAUCUACUUAAACGAGCUAUUAUCGAGAAUAAGAAAAAAAAUUAAAAAAAUCGUAACGGGAAAUAAGAACAAACAAAAAAAAAGGUUAGUGGACUCAUAAAGAAAAGGUUAGUGUUUUUAGCAACGACAGUUUUUCCUAUAAUAAUUUUUCCCCACCGAAAAGCUAAAUUGUGUACGUUUAGGAAAUAAAAAUAAACGCUAAACGUAAGUAGUAACGUCAAUAAAGAUCAAUAAAAUAAUGAUAGACAUAAAACGAUAAAAAGAUUUAACCAAAAAAAAAUAAAAAUUAAAAAAAAACUAACAAAAACGACCAGUAAUCUUGUACAUUUUAUAAGAGUAGUAGGUUUUUAAUAAGUGCACACACACGAAA
Messenger RNA from Onthophagus taurus, 6537 nucleotides. NCBI's taxonomy places the organism in Eukaryota, Metazoa, Arthropoda, Insecta, Coleoptera, Scarabaeidae. The record is from RefSeq and is a predicted model, not a curated record.